UCGAUCAAGCCUUUCACCAUCCACACACAGCAUUUAGCCAUCGAACAACAAGCGAAUUCGUGAUAGUGAUCAUCAAAGAAUCUGAUAUUACUUAGUAGCUGCACCGACGUACGUACGUGCAACGAUGGACGCGCCGGCCAUGCUCACGCGCAAGCACGUCCCCGAGAACAUCGCCGCAGAGGAGGGCGGGCAGCAGCAGAUGCACCGGGACGAGAAGCAGCACAAGCCGGUGCUCAAGAAGGUCAAGGACAAGGUGAAGAAGAUCAAGAACUCCAUCGCCGGCCACGGCCACGAUCACGAUCACGGGCAGGACACCGGCGGUAGCAACAGCACUGAGGAGGACGAGGAUGAUGCGGCCAUGAGGGAGGCCGAGGUGGAGAAGGGCGGCUACCAGGAGGACGUCGAGGACAAGACCGUUUUCUCAGAGUCCAGCCCCGAGCUGCACGGCGCACCCAUGUACGACUCGGAGAGGAUCCCGGCGGCGGCGAAAGACGUGAAGCACAACGACGCUCCGGGGGUGAGGCCUGGUGACCUUGGCGCCCCGGCAGCGGCGCAUGAGGUAAAGCGCGACGACGCCGCGGGGAUGCGGCUCGGCGACUUCGGCGGCCCGGCAGCGGCGCACGAGCCGAGGCGGCAUGACACACAGGGGGAGCUGCCCCGCGAUUUCGGCGUCCCGGCAUCGGGGAAGGAGGUCAAGCGCGAUGACACCCCGGGAGUGCGGCUCGGCGAUCUCGGCGGCCCCGUCGUCGAGGACCCGGCCGCGCCGAACUCGAGGACGCCCAUGCCGCGUGGAGGCGAGGACAUCGGCACGACGGACGUCGUCCGGGACUUCGAGGCGAUGACCGUGUCGGACGACCCCAAGCAAGUUGGCGCAGGGAAGAUGGACGUGGACGUGAGCAAAGAGUACGAGGCAAUGCCGGUGUCGGACGGCACCGGGGAGGAAUGGAACGACGCGCCCACGGACGCCGAGUACACCGGGAGCUACACGGACAGGCUCAAGAACACGGCAGCUGGCACGACAGAGUACGGCAAGAAGCUGGCGAGUACGGUCUACGAGAAGGUCGCCGGCGUCGGCACGGUCGUGGCGAGCAAGGCGCAGCAGGUCACCCCCGGCUUCGGUGCUGGCGGGAACGCGCAGGACGACUCAAGCGCGACUGCUGCCCCUGACUCGAUGACCGCACGUGCCGGGAAGAGGGACCUCGACUUGCCGAACGAGGGAACGCCGGCGUUCUACACCGGCACCGAGGAGCUGAAGAAUGCGGCCACGGACGCGACGGGCUCAGAGGGGCUGAAGAACGCGGCCGCGGACGCGACCAUGGUGGGCGCGCCUGGCGCGACGUACACUGACAAGAUCAAGUCUGCGGCGGCGGGCACCACAGAGUACAGCAAGAAACUGGCGAGCACGGUGUACGAAAAGGUCGCCGGCGUGGGCACGGCCGUGGCGAGCAAGGCCCAGCAGGUGAUGCCCUCGGCCGGCACCGCCACUCCCGGCAUCGGCGCGCAGGACGGCGCCACCACCAGGGCGACGGGCACUCCUGGCGUCGGUGCGCAGGACGGCGCCACGACCACCGCGACGGUCACCCCUGGCGCGGGUGGACCAGGGAACGGGCAGGACAAGGGGGUGACCGGCGUGACGGCGUACAUCGCUGAGAAGCUGCGCCCGGGCGACGAGGAGCGGUCCCUGAGCGAGGCCAUCACCGGCGCCGUGCAGGAGCGCAAGGAGGGGGUCGGGAGCACGGUGGCCAAGGCGCGCGAGGUCCCGGCACAGGCGGUGACCAGGGCGCGCGGAGCCGUCACGUCGCUCACCGGCGGAAACCGCGUGUCGGAGACAGUGCAGCCCACCACAGAGGGGAACAUCGGGGGUGGCGUCGCGGCGGAGGGACCGGUGCUCCACGGCGAGGCUCCGAGGACCAACACGAAUGUGAUGUGAAGUGCUGCAGCGUGUGAUCGGUGCGCCGGGGUCGUGGGAUCGCUGGAAUAAGUCGCCUGGCUGGUUCAGGUGCUUGGGUUCAUCUGGGGGGCUUAGCUGCUUUGUCGUUCGUGUAUUUUGGGCUUGUGUUCCAGAAGGGUUCGUGUGAGUUUCACACGUGUUGUAUGUCUGUAAAUCAUGUACGGUACGCGUGUGUAUGUACAUGUUUCUGUCUAUCUUUCAAGUUCUUUUGAAAUUCGUGUGUAA
This is a messenger RNA of Hordeum vulgare subsp. vulgare (domesticated barley), 2176 nucleotides long. RefSeq names its product low-temperature-induced 65 kDa protein-like. Bases 125 to 1930 code for a protein of 601 amino acids. The transcript is spliced from 4 exons. Gene Ontology annotation, biological process: response to stress; response to abscisic acid. Lineage: Eukaryota; Viridiplantae; Streptophyta; Magnoliopsida; Poales; Poaceae. The record is from RefSeq and is a predicted model, not a curated record.